Messenger RNA from Manis pentadactyla (Chinese pangolin), 1623 nucleotides. RefSeq names its product BPI fold containing family B member 1 (gene BPIFB1). Gene Ontology annotation, molecular function: lipid binding. The transcript is spliced from 15 exons. The record is from RefSeq and is a predicted model, not a curated record. The coding region runs from base 52 to 1479 and encodes 475 amino acids. NCBI's taxonomy places the organism in Eukaryota, Metazoa, Chordata, Mammalia, Pholidota, Manidae.
CCCUCUGUGCUCCCCCCAGGUUCUGACACCAGCCACCUACCCCCCAGGAAGAUGGCUAGCCCAUGGCUUUUCGCCUUCCUCUGUGGUUUGCUGACAGCCCCUUUGGCCGGAGCCACCCUCAACUCCCCUGCAGUUCUCAGCCUCAGCUCAGAAAUCGUCAAAGAUAAACUGACACAGGAACUGAAGAACAGCGAUGCCACCCAAAUCCUCCAGCAGCUGCCACUGCUCAGUGAGAUACAAAAGGAGCCGGCCAGCGAUAUCCCCAUCAUAGGCAACUUAGUGGACUACCUCCUGAACCACAUCGUCUGGCUGAAAGUCACCUCAGCCAACAUCCUCCAGCUGCAGGUGCAACCCUCGGCUAAUGGCCAGGAGCUGGUGGUCAAGGUCCCCCUGAGCAUGGUGGCUGGAUUCAACACGCCCAUUGUCAAGACCAUCGUGGAAAUGCACAUGAAGACAGAGAUCCAAGCCAACAUCCAAGUGCAGACCAGCGAGAGCGGCCAACCCCACCUCGUGCUCAGCGACUGCUCCAAUAGCCAGGACAGCCUGACCAUCACCCUGCUGGACAAGAGGCUCUCCUUCCUGGUCAACUCCUUAGCCAAAGAGGUCAUGAGCCUCCUGAUGCCAGCGCUGCCCAAACUGGUGAAAAGCCAGCUGUGUCCCGUGAUCCAGAAAGCCUUUGAGGACUCACGUGAAGACCUCCUAAACCUGGUGAAGGUGCCAGUUACCCUCGGCCCUGACCACCUGGAGUUUGACAUUCUGUCUCCUGCCAUCAAGGAUAAUUUCAUCCAGCUCAACCUGGGGGUCAAGUUCCUGGACUCACAAGGAAAGGUGACCCAGUGGUUCAAUGAAUCAGCAGCUUCCCUGACGAUGCCCACCGUGGUCAGCGCCCCUUUCAGCCUCGCCUUCAGGCAGGAUGUGGUGAACGCGGCAGUAGGUGUCUUGCUCCCUCCAGGAGAACUCAUGGUCCUGUUGAACUACGUGUUUCCUGAGCUGGCCCAGCAGCUGAAGACGAGCAUGAAGGCGAUCAAUGAAACGGCUGCAGAGAAGCUGGGGCCCACACAGAUCGUGAAGAUCCUAAUUCAGGAGACUCCAGACAUCUUUCUGGCUCAGGGCAGUGCCACAGCAGUCCAAUUGAUUGCGCUGGAACUAUUUGCCACCAAUGAAGUCAGCCGCCCCUUCUUCACCCUGGGAAUCGAAGCCAGCUCAGAAGCUCAAUUUUACACCGAAGGUGACCAACUGAUGCUCAACUUAAAUGAAAUCAGCUCUGAUAGGAUCUACCUGAUGAACUCAAGCUUUGGCCUUUUCAACCCCGAUCUUCUGAAAGAUAUCGUCACCCAGAUCCUCGCCUCUGUCCUCCUGCCUAACGAAAAUGGUAAACUAAGAUCCGGAGUACAGAUGUCAACAGUGAAGGCCUUCGGAUUCGAGUCACCUUCGAUAUCUCUCACCAAGGAUGCCCUUGUGAUCACCGCAGCCGCCUAGUAGAAACGUGACCUCUGUCCUCUCUCCUGGUGAAGACGGACAGUCUCCCUUCACAGCAGGCUGGGUCCCAGUGGGGAUGUGGGAGCCAGCUCUGUUGACUAUCCCUCUCUGCAAUAAAUAAAUAUUAGUCUGUGACUACUGCAA